CCACCUUCCAAAUUGCCCUCUCCUUUCAAUCCGGUAUUGCAAUCUCAUGAAGAUGCGGAGUCGGGUAAAGGUGAAGACAUACAAAGAUAUCAGUCGUCAGACAUAGGGACCAUCAAGCAAGGGCAAGGCGCUGCGGCGGAGGCUACAAAGAAGGAGAUUGCCACUAUGCCGUUGAAUUUGGGGGUGCAGCGGGGAAGGUGGUAUGAGGUUGGGUAUGUGAAGACCAACUCAGUCAGCUUCACGGACUUCCACUCGCUCAUGCCGGCUAGUAAUACCAACCCAUUCACCCAUUCCACUGCUGUGCUCAAGGCACAGGCGCACAAGGCAGGGACAAACACACGCACACACUCACACGUGGACAGCCAUACAAGCACCGGCACGCCCAUGGCCCCCGGGUCUACAAGGGAGGCCUAUGCACACUCACCUCCACUCACGCCACAGUCUGAGCAGGACGAGAGCGUGAGCACCGACACACACACAGACACACACGCACACGAACACGCCAAUAGCGAUACGGACAAGGCCCUCCACAAUCACGCACACGAUAGCGAAGACAGCGCAAAAGGGACACGGCCCAAUGUACUACGGCUUAAACUGACACAGGCAGGCAGUGUGGUGGCUAGCAUCACGGGCACCAACGCACCCUCCACCUCUAGUCACACAGCCACAGACACAGCCACAGACACAGCCACAGCUACAGACACACACCCAGACACACACCCAGACACACACCCUGUCACAGCAACAGGCACAUCGGUGGACGCGGAGAGCCCGCCCAUGGGGGUAGGCACAACAGGGUAUGCCACAACGCAGCACAGCCUCGACACCACCGACAGCCACAACCCCACGCCGCCUGGGGAUACCGCCGGAACGCUACCGUACGCCAAGGAGGUCAAUGUGGGGUGGGCCAGCACAGGCAACUACGGCCGCGGGUGGAGUGUUGCACCUGUAGACCUUAGGGCCGGGGCCAGGGGAGUCAGGGCAGGUGCAAAGGCGUCGGUGCGCAACUCACUGUCGUUGGAUCAGUUCACCCUAACCCCCCACACACUAUACUACGUGCGGCUGGCGGGGGUCAAUGGCUGCGGACAGGGGGGCUGGAGCGAUGAGGUGCAGAUCAGCACCAAGGACAGCUCAGUCCCAUCCAUCCCUGGGCCGCUGCACUUCCAGAUUGCCGGGGCAACCAUGUACAUCGAGUGGUCCGCUCCAGAGGAGGUGUGUUGGGGGUUAUGCUUGUGGCUGUUGUGA
Molecule: messenger RNA, 1245 nt
Organism: Sphaeroforma arctica JP610
Lineage: Eukaryota; Ichthyosporea; Ichthyophonida
Exons: 1
Molecular function (GO): protein binding
Source: RefSeq, a predicted model, not a curated record